Messenger RNA from Lycium ferocissimum, 2049 nucleotides. RefSeq names its product protein TRANSPARENT TESTA GLABRA 1-like. The transcript has 2 exons. The record is from RefSeq and is a predicted model, not a curated record. The coding region runs from base 427 to 1449 and encodes 340 amino acids. Gene Ontology annotation, molecular function: protein binding. Gene Ontology annotation, cellular component: nucleus. Lineage: Eukaryota; Viridiplantae; Streptophyta; Magnoliopsida; Solanales; Solanaceae.
AAAAUUUGUAUUGUAUCUGUUUAGUUAGGGAAAUUAACCUAUAUUGUGAUGCAAAGUGUGAAAUUUAACUCACAGAAACUAGAAGCACACUUGAACUAGCUACUAGUUAAAUGUGACUUUUUAACCAAUUGUUGGAUCGUCAGACAUUUUUAACCUUUACUUAUGCUCUAGAGAAUUCUGUUUAAAAUGGCUUUGGGUGACAUUUUCUUAUUAAGUUAUAUGGCUUUGAAUGACAUUAAUGACAGAUGUGCUUCAACAUUAUGAAUAGCUACCAACCGCUAACUUUUUUUUUCCUUUUAGCGAACUACCGGUCAGCAUGACGUAUUUUCUAGGAGUCAAAUGUAAGCUUAACAAUACGUUUUCCAAUUCCAACUCAUAACACACACAUAAUCUCACUUCCAUUUUCCCCAAUUCAUCCAACUAAAUAUGGAAAAUUCAAGUCAAGAAUCGCACCUCCGAUCUGAAAACUCCGUCACAUAUGACUCCUCCUACCCCAUCUAUGCCAUGGCCUUUUCCUCCUUCACUUCUCCCCUCCCCAACUACUGCUCUCCCAUUGCCAUUGGCAGCUUUAUCGAAGAAUUCAACAACCGUGUCGACAUUCUCUCCUUCGAUGAAGAUACCCUAACCCUUAAGCCCAUUACAAAUCUCUCUUUCGAUCACCCUUAUCCGCCUACGAAACUCAUGUUCCAUCCCAAUCCUUCUGCUUCCCUCAAGUCCAAUGACAUUCUUGCCUCUUCCAGUGACUACCUCCGUCUCUGGGAUGUUCAUGAAACUUCUGUCGAACCCCUUUUCACUCUCAACAACAGUAAAACUAGUGAAUGCUGUGCCCCUUUGACGUCUUUUGAUUGGAAUGAAGUUGAGCCCAGAAGAAUUGGUACUUCCAGUAUUGAUACUACUUGUACCAUCUGGGAUGUUGAAAAAGGGGUUGUCGAAACUCAACUGAAAGCCCAUGACAAAGAGGUAUAUGACAUAGCUUGGGGUGAGGCUGGGGUGUUUGCCUCGGUUUCUGCUGAUGGGUCAGUUAGGAUUUUCGAUUUGAGGGAUAAUGAACAUUUGACGAUUAUUUAUGAGUCCCCACAACCGGACACUCCGUUGUUGAGGUUGGCUUGGAACAAGCAGGAUUUGAGAUACAUGGCUACCAUAUAUAGCCACAAGAUUGUGAUUUUAGAUAUUAGGUCUCCAGCAAUGCCUGUGGCAGAGUUGGAAAGGCAUCAAGCGAGUGUGAACGCUAUUGCAUGGGCUCCACAGAGUUCUAGAAAUAUUUGUUCGGCUGGGGAUGAUGGGCAGGCACUCGUUUGGGAGUUGCCUACUGUUGCGGGGCCAAAUGGGAUUGAUCCCAUGUCAAUGUACUAUGCUGGAGCUGAGAUUAAUCAACUUCAGUGGUCUGCUGCACAACGUGAUUGGAUUGCCAUUGCGUUUUCUAACAAGUUGCAGAUGCUUAAAGUAUAAGGAAAAUCUUGAAAUACAGGAGGAAAUGUAACUUGUGGAGUUCCCUUGCAAUCCUGUAGUCUGGGAGCUAUAUAUUGGAUAUUAGAUUCUGCAGUAGCAGCUCUGACAAUCUUAUGUAAAUGGCAGGAAUGAAAAUUUCAACUUUGUGUGAUGCACUCGUGCAUUAUAUUCCUGGAUCAUCUUGUUGUUUGAGAGAUUGGAUUGUUGCUCGCUAAGCUUUGUUUUAAUUGUAUUUGUUCUACAUGGAGUUUCUGUGGAUCAAGGGUUAGUUAUGUCUUAACAUUGGAAAAAGUCUUCUCCUUUUGUAGGUUUCAGCUUUUCAUAUAUUAAAAGAAAAUGGAUUAUAGUUUGUGGGGAGGAUAUUAGUGAGAUAGAUGAUGAUUUAUUCUGAGUUUAGAAGGCGCACCUGCAAAUCGGUGAUGGCUUUGUUAAGAGUUCUCUGUUGGCAAUUCAGUUUAUUACUUAAAAAGAGUCAGUUCGAUUUACCAUCUUUCCGAAUUGAUAUCUUUCCUAGUUUCUUUAUCAAAACUCAAAGAGGAAUUCUAAUGUGUAGCUGACAGGCUGUGUUGUAUACCAUCGUUUUCUUGCACAGAUGUGUUA